Molecule: messenger RNA, 1194 nt
Organism: Kwoniella shivajii
Lineage: Eukaryota; Fungi; Basidiomycota; Tremellomycetes; Tremellales; Cryptococcaceae
Exons: 5
Coding region: 1-1194 (397 amino acids)
Biological process (GO): polynucleotide 5' dephosphorylation; 7-methylguanosine mRNA capping
Cellular component (GO): mRNA capping enzyme complex
Molecular function (GO): polynucleotide 5'-phosphatase activity
Source: RefSeq, a predicted model, not a curated record
AUGCCCACGUAUAUCCCUUUGCACGAUCAACCACCUCAUUACUCCAGCUUACCUACGCCGUCGUAUCCUCGUGAUCCCUCAACACCGCGAUACGGUUCUCCAGACUUUGAUCCUUCUAUUCCUUUUCCUUCCGCUGGCUCAAAUAGCAUAAUGUCUUCUGAACCAGAAGGUGUCCAACAAUCUUCCUCUUCAUCUAGAAAUGGUGGGAGUUCAAACUACGUUCCAAGAGCUAGAGACGAAGAAGGAGGUUCUGGAUCAAGUCGAAAAAGAUCUCGUGCAGAUGAAGAUAAUGAUUAUCAUCCUGAACAAUCUCAAAUACAAGCUAGUUCGCAAAAUCAGCAUCAGCAUCAGCAUCAUCAGCAUCAUCAUCAUCAUUAUGUUGAAUCACGGAAUAUACCAUUGACAGGAUCAAUAUUUAAUAUAUCGCCUAGAAAUCCAUUUACAACUGUUGUAGGGGAUUUCAUUUUGGCCAAUGCUGCUGGACUCGAUAAUGUGGAAAUUGAAGUGAAACUUGGUACCUUAAUGUCUGUACCUGAUCAUCAAGGUAUGACCUCUUCACGUCGGAUUCGAAUGCCAACCCAAAGUGAAAUGAUCGUACCACCGGAUUACCCUCUUGGACCAUUCCACGCCACGAUGCAUCCACAACAGCAUCGAACACUCAACGGACUGUUGAAUGAAGCUGCCCAACAAUCAGUCACGUUAUCUCCUGAACGAGGAAGAGUACAUUUUUCCAGAUCUAAAUUGACGGAUUCUUUUCAUGGUGGAGGUGGUCGACAAGGGAAAGUUCGUGUGAGUAGGAAUAGGGAAACAGGGCAAGUUGUAGAAGUGGUUAGAAAAAGGAGAAUAGCAGAUUUGAACGUGUAUUGUCCCGGAGCAGCUUUUGAUUGGAGAAUCAGCGUAAACGUUGAAGAACCAUACGCGAUGCCAGAUACACCUCCGAGUUUGACGAGAGAUAAAGAUAGAGCAAGUUAUAGACAUCAAGUAUGUCAAGUUGAUUUAACGCAUGUCAUGUCUAAAGAAAACCCACAAGCGAAACCAGUCUCAUCGUUUGAACUGGAAAUAGAAGUUCUUGAUAUACCUACGUUGUUAGCAGAGGGAGCUGCUGGAUCUGAUAGGUUUGACGAGAUUUUACAAAAUGUUUUAGAUACAGCUAGGAUGUUGAUCAAGAACUGUGAUCCCGCUCCUCCACAAUAG